CAGUCUUGCAACAAGUUCUACUAAUAAUUAAGCUCCCUGAGUAAUUUGGAAGAGACAGGCAUUUCUGAGAUUGGUCAACUUUCUCAACUUCCAAAGGGAGUGUUUCAAAGGAAUGCAAAGAACAAAUCACAGAUAAACAUUCCCACUUAUCAAAGAAAACAUUGGAAGGUACGCCUGGCUAAUCACCAUGGCCCUUUCCAAUUGGUGUUUUCCAUAAGUGUACCAUGUGCACUAAUAAAGCUUCCAACUCACAGAUCCUUAGCUCUGAGUCUUCUACAGACACAUCCUCAUACAUUAAACUGAUUUGAUGAGAACAGGAGGCUCUGUGUUCCAGAACGGAUUCUAGAAACACUUCAAAAACCGGUAAGCAUUACUACUGCAAUCUAAAGAGCACUGAUAUAUUAUAAUGAAAUAUUAUUUUAUUAUUUAUAUAGUGCCAUCAGAUUCCGUAGCGCUGUACAAUGGGAUAUGUUCUAUUACAAUAACAGCUUCGAAUAACUAUCUGGAGUAGAUUUCUGUCGUAAUACAAAAUGAUUAACAUCUUAUUAACUAUCUAUCAUCUAUCUGAUUUUAAAUAAGAAAUCUAUAAUUCUAUAAACUGCAGCAUAUCUAAUUGUGUGUGCAUAUGUUUGUUUGUUUGUGUUUAUUUUAAUAAAAAUGUGGCCCAAACACAGCAGUCCCAUAAAAUGUAUACUGUAUGUAUAGGUUGAAUGGAUGGAUAGAUAGAAUGGAUGAAUAGAUUAUAAAAAGCCGGCCGACCAGAUAUACGGAUAGGAUGGAUGGAUGAUAAAUGGACGGAUGGGAUGGAUGAUUAACUGAUUCAGUAGAAAAAUAAAGAGAUGAUGAAGUAAGAUAAUAAUCUAUCCAAUUUGGGGUUAUUCACAAAGUACUGAACUGUAUUGAAUUGAAAACUAAAUUUAACACAGUUAACACCAAAAUGGUGGAAUUUUUACCCAAAUUUCCAGCUCUGAUACUUUGCUCUAAAUUUGAAUUUGCAGCUGCUCACUGUUUGUUGUGUCUAGACUCGAGUCCAAUUUGCUGUCAGAACCUUAGUUUCUAUUAUAGGGUUCAUACAUAGCACUGUAUUUUGGAAGUGGAGGAAACAAAGCGACAUUAUAUUCUGACACACAUUAACCAAAUGCAUAAAAUGUGCACAAGAUAAUAUCAGGUAAUUAUUAACAAGAGUUUUAUUUCACAUCACACACUCCUAAACUGUGUGAUUGGGAGAGCACACAGAGAAAACACAUAACCAUUUAUAGAAUAGGGGGGAAAUAAUCUACAUGUAUCUAGUUGGAGAUUUAUUUUAACUGCUAUUUUGGACUGUGUUUUGCAAGUUGAUUGUCAAAGCUCGCAAUAAACCCCAUAGUAAUAUACAAUGUAUGUGAAUGGAUUACAAGCGGUAUCACAGAUCUCUACAGUAAUAUAACCCAUAGUAAUAUACAAUGUAUGUGAAUGGAUUACAAGCGGUAUUACAGAUCUCUACAGUAAUAUAACCCAUAGUAAUAUACAAUGUAUGUGAAUGGAUUACAAGCGGUAUCACAGAUCUCUACAGUAACAUAACCCAUAGUAAUAUACAGUGUAUGUGAAUGGAUUACAAGCUGUAUCACUGAUCUCUACAGUAAUAUAACCCAUAGUAAUAUACAGUGUAUGUGAAUGGAUUACAAGCGGUAUCACAGAUCUCUACAGUAAUAUAACCCAUAGUAAUAUACAAUGUAUGUGAAUGUAUUACAAGGUGUAUCACAGAUCUCUACAGUAAUAUAAAUCUAAGUAAUGUGUAAUAUAUGAAUUCAUUACAGAGCUCUAACACAGAACUCCGUAAAGUACAGUGUAUAUAAAUAUAUUGCAUAGCUCCACAGAAAUAACUAUGACAGUGCAGGGCUGGGUUUAAAUGCCAGGAGCCUGUAGGUACCAAAAUCUAAGGCACUUCAUGCCCACUCUCUCCUUCUCCCUCCCUCUCAAAAGGAGAUAAAGUGAGUUCAAAUAAUUUCUAAGAUUUAAAAACAAUUAAAAAACAAACAUUGACAUUUAGCAACUGCAUAUAUGUAUAUAUUGUUUGUAAUGUAUUGUGUUUGAAUCUGUGUGUAUAGUGAGUGUAUGCAGCUAUGUAAAUGCAUGCAGGGUUAAAGAUUAUGUUAGAAGUGGUUAUGGUAAAUGUGGGUUAAGUCUAGAAAGAAAUUAACAUCAGAGUUAAAUUACAAGUAUUUUGCGGAUUAAAGGGACAUUCCUUUGCCCAAAUACAAACAAACAAAAUUACAAAUCACUGUUUAGUAUUUAUACCUCCAAUUAAAUCAUGCAUGUGUUUAAUUUUGCAUAUUUUCAUUGAAGUAAAUCUAAGAACAGCUUGUAAAACCUGCAGAUCUCUUGUCUGCAUCCUUUGUAAGCCCUCCACAUUUAACCACACCCAGACUUUUUGUGGCUGUCCAAUCACAGGCUUUCCAAUAGAGCUCAAUGAGAAGUCUAUGAAAGACAGGCUCUGGGCAAUUGCUGCCUCUUGGGUUUAGCUCCAGGGUUUUUAACGGACUAAAUCAGGGACUAAGGAAUUAGUUUAUUUAGGUUUUCGAAGGGAACGACUUAAGGCUUGUUAGAUGCAGGAGUAGUUAUACAGCGUGUAUCAGUGCUGUCCUAUGAUAUAUAGUGUACACUAUUCAAUGUUGUCCCUACUCCUUCAGCAAGGCAUUUCCUGUGUGAGAGGUAGUUAGUGGGCAGAUAGGAAGUGAUCCAUUCCACUUCCUGUCCAGCCUCACACUGGAGGAUCUGGUUACGGUAUUACACCCUCUUUAACUGGUCCUACAGAUCUGCUCUCAAUAUAGGAGGCUGACUGGACAAGGUUCCUCUUACUUCUCUCUCUCUCUUGUCCAUAAGUACACAUCAUUAGAGCUGAAAACAGCUACAUAAAUCACAGUAAAGUGUUACAUAUGCAACUGUAUUACAGAGCUCCACAGCAACAUAAAUCACAGUAACGUGUGGUAUAUGCGACUGUAUUACAGAGCUCUAGAACAAUAAAUCUCAGAGUAAUGUAAGACGUAUGAACUUAUUAUAACAAAAAGAGAAACAUAAUGCACAGUACCUACAUAGGGACCACGUACAUUAUUUAUUUAUAAAAUAUUUUACCAGGAAAGAUACAUUGAGAUUUCUCUCGUUUUCAAGUAUGUCCUGGGACCACAAAUCAUUGCAUUGUUACAAUAGGGUACAAUAAAAUACAAUAAAAUACAAAAACAAUAUUAAUACACAAUAAAUACAAAAUUUAACAUAGAACAGGUAGGAAAUAUAUAAUCAACCAUGACAUGUGCAUUCUGUUUUGAGGUAUGUAGAGAGGGAUCUCUUAAAGGACUUUAGGCUUAGGGAAGAUUUUAAAGUGUGCGGGAGGAGGUUCCAUAAUUGCAGCGCUCUGUAGGAGAAAUAGGAUCGGGCUGCUUUCUUUUUGUAUUGAGGUAGACUAAGUAAAGUGUUGGUACUGGAUCGGAGGAUAUAGGAAGUGGGAACAGCUGAGGAAAGCAUUGUGGUCAGGUAGGGUGGGAGUUUCCCAGAAAUGCUCUUACGUCCACAACAAUGUAGUAAACAGAAGUCUCUCUUGCACUGCAGAAAAUGAUUGAGCUAUUCUAUAAAUAGUGAUCAGUAGGCAAGACGCAGUAUGCUAUAUAGUAAAUAUAUCUUUUUUUUGUUGAAUCCAGCUAAAAUGAUAACAACACCACUGGUUUAGAAAUUACAAUGUGAAUGUUACAGUAAACACAGACCACCGUGAGCAAGGAGAAAAAGAUAUUCCGAAGAUGUAUGUGAUUUUCAAGGCUAUAAAUCUCUUUGUGUGUUGAUGUUAAACCGAAUAAAAUGACAGAAACAUAGCCUUAACAUAAACCUUUUAGCUGUUACCUUCCAUUGUGGAACAUUAACAAUCACCUGUCCUCCUUUUUGCAGUGGAUUAUCCUGCCAUAGAAUAUAAAUAUUAACGCUGGUUUGUAAAUUAAUGGUGGGUCAUAUUAGGAGAGAGGUCCUGGCAUGAGGGACUGAGAUAAGUUAAACACGCUUUUUGUUUUAGUUGUGAUGGGUUUUUGUUUAACGUAGAUGUGAUACAUACAGGUUUAAUCUUCAGAAAUAACAGAAAUUGCCUUUGAUACUAAAAGUUCUGGGUAGAAAGAACAAUGUGCUGUAAAUAAAGGUGAUGCUUUAAUAUAGUUUUAGAACAGAUAGGUGCAAAAUGAAGAGGGUACAAUAGGGUGACAGACAAAAUAAUAAAUGUUCAUAAGCAAGUUAUAUAAUGUGAAAAAAACUACUAGCAUGUAAUAGCUAGGAAAAUAAGAAAAAGAAAUAAGAUUUACCAACACUCAAGAAAAAAACUAAACAAGAAAUAGGAUGCAAAAUAUAGUGGUACCUCGGUUAACAUAAUUUUCGGUUUACAAAUGAAAAUCCAUUGAAAAUAAUGCCUAGGUUUACAAUUUUUUUUUCGCAAUACAAAGCAAGUUUCCCCAGGAUGCAUUGCGCCUGGGAGGUAUAUAGCGCCGCCCCCGUGCGUGGUGGAGUCUGUGGGUAGCACAUGGCAUCAAGUGUGGAGGUGUUGGAGCUUUUUGCAUCGAGUUUUGGAGCCAUUCUGGAAAAAUUUUGCAGCGAUUUUGGGACUUUUUUUGGUGCAUUUCUCAAGAGGUGGAAAGGUAGGGAGCUGAGCUUUGUCAUAUGCAUGCCUUUUACUGUUUCCAUCCCAGUUCAUUUUGACUUUUUGGUUUUCAAUGAUUCCGUUUCGGUUUACAAAUUUUUCGCAAUACAAAACGUCCCGGAGAACACACUAAAUUCCUAAACCAAGGUACCACUGUACCUGUUUAUUUAUGAGGCGUUGGCACACAAAUGGAAGCCCACACAAUUAUUGAUAUACAGUACAGAGUGAAAGUGUGAAGAAAAUAACAAAAAUCCCUAAUAAACACAAACUCAAUGACCCAGUGUAACACAAUGCUGACAACCUAUAAUACUCUUCUAGUGUGUCUGUACAGGACCAGCAUUCAUUUCAAGAUACCCUUCAAUAUAUAUAUAUUUUUUUUAAUAUUUCUUUAUUGAAAAUUUCAUCAAAAUUACAUAUCUCACAAAUAUCAUAACAACAUAUAUAUACAAAACCUAUCCAAUAACAAUAAAUACUGAUCUAAAUACAUAUAUCAACAGGACAGGUAUAAAAAAUAACAAUCGCACAAUGCAAAACCCCAAACAUACAAACAAUCUUUCACACCAUCGGAGUGGGAGAAAAUUAGUCCUAAAAUAAUUUUAACAGAUAAAUCUACCAUCUUAUGUCCAAAAGCCUUAUAACCGAAUCCAUUUCCCACUACUCCCUUCCUUCUCUAUCACUUUAUUACUUAAGGACAAGAUCCAAUCCAACAUGUUCUUAUAGGGAAAAAUAAAUAAAUAAAUAAAUAAAUAAGCAAUAUAAGGUCAGCCAUAUAUUAAUAAGAUCCCUUCAAUAUUUUUUACAGUGAGAAUUCCGUUUUACAUCUGCCUGAAUGGUGGCCAGGCAUCUUCAAAAGGAGGAUGUUUCAGUGAGGGAACUUAGUGUCAAAAUAUAAAAGAAUUAUUAUAGAGAGACUAUAUAUGCUCAGGGAGUUUUACCUCAUUACAUCAUUAAAUCUUUUGAAGCUUCAGGUGGCGUUUCAGACAUUGUUUCAUUGGAUAAAGAAUCAAAUGGACACUUUUGACAUUGGAGGCUUUCCUGAGUCAUGUCGGACCUUAGAGCAGGAAGAUGAUGGUGUUAUAGCAGAUUCUCCAGGUUUGGGCAAAACUAAUUUGCCAAACUUGACAGUGGUAUACUUACCUAGGGAGAUAAAUACCCGGCCAGACUUCAUGAGUUAUCAUUCCUUGUUGGAGGGAGUGGAAGUACAUUUAUGCACAUGAAACUUUAGAAAGGCUUACGCCCCUCUGAUCUAACAACUGCUUAAUAGAAUUUGGAGAAAGAAGGUAGAGUUAUUGGCAAUUACACCAUUCUGGACAUGCAGGCAUUGGUUUCCCUUGAUCAUGAUUUUAGUACAUGAGAACCUUCUGGAUAUUCCAGUUUUACUGACACAGGGGCUUCAGGUUCAUCCGACUCCACAAGCAUACUAAUUGGGAGUGUGAAGAUUGAGAAGUGAUUCAGUAAUCUAAUUGUGCUACAGUUGCAUCUGCCAGUGAAAUCCCAUAUUCCUGCUUGGGAAUUGCCUUGAGUGUUCUCUGUGCUAGAGUCUGCUCCUUUUGAACCACUGGAAGAAGUCUCCUAGUGUCUGCUCCUUUUGAACCACUGGAAGAAGUCUCCUAGUGUCUGCUCCUUUUGAACCACUGGAAGAAGUCUCCUAGUGUCUUCUCAUUUUUAACCAGUGGAAGAAGUCUCCUAGUGUCUGCUCCUUUUGAACCACUGGAAGAAGUCUCCUAGUGUCUGCUCAUUUUAAACCACUAGAAGAAGUAUCCUAGUGUCUGCUCAUUUUGAACCACUGGAAGAAGUCUCCUAGUGUCUGCUCAUUUUGAACCACUGGAAGAAGUCUCCUAGUGUCUGCUCCUUUUGAACCACUGGAAGAAGUCUCCUAAUGUCUGCUCAUUUUGAACCACUAGAAGACGUCUCCUAGUGUCUGCUCAUUUUGAACCACUAGAAGACGUCUCUUAGUGUCUGCUCCUUUUGAACCACUGGAAGAAGUCUCCUAGUGUCUGCUACUUUUGAACCACUGGAAGAAGUCUCAUUAAUGAUGAUGGCAUUAAAACACACCCUCCUAGUGGCCUUUACAUCAGGACAAUGGAUUUCAGAACCAGAAACUUUGUCCUGUGAGGAAUCACACAUUAUCUUCUCUAAGUGAUUCUUCACUGUCCGACUUAAGGCCAAACGUCAGUUCAUGUCAAUUAGGAGAUUAUCCUUUUAACCCAGUUGAAAGCAUGGAGACUGAUAUCAUUAAGUGUUGCAGCAUUUAUAUGCCCUGUGGUUCUUUCCCUCCCCUUGGUUUGUUAGAUUGGGUAAGGUGCAAAUGUAGCACUGACAUACGUAUUGUUGGGGGGAGAAAAAUAAUUACCUAGUGGUAACUAUGAAUAAAUUUCCCCUUAUUUUCUAUCAUUUAGAAUCCAAACACUUGCAAAAUGUUGCUUGGUUUUGUGAAUCAUGCUUGAAAUGUAUUUUGUUUGUUACCUUUUUGGAACAUUUAAACAUUUGUUAUGGAUUUUUUCUGUUGAAAUGUGAAAGAUGUUUUCUAAUUUUUCUGAGUCUUAUGGAUAAAUGACAUCACAUUUAACACAUGUGAACUUGACACUUAAAGGGACACUAUAGGCAUCAGAACAACUUUAGCUUAGUGAAGCAGUCUGGGUGUAUAGAUCAUGCCCCUGCAGCCUCGGUACUCAAUUGUUUGCCUUUUAGAAGUUAAAUCACUUUUGUUUCUAUUUAUACAGCCCUAGCCACACCUUCCCUGGCUGUGACACACACAGUCUGCAUGAACAAAUGGUUUCAUUUUCAAACCAAUGUUAACUUAGUUUAGAAGUUUUUAUCUCUUACUCUGUAAAAAAAAAAAAGUGUUGAUGUAAGCUGUGUGGGUCAUGUGAUUAGAGCUGCAUAAACAAAGUUUUAAAGAUUUAACUCUUAAAUGUCAGCAAAGUGAGACUGCAGGAGCAUGAUCUAUAAGCCAAGACUGCUUCAUUAAGGUAAAGUUGUUUUGGUGCCUAUAAUGUCCAUUUAAUGCUGACAUUAUCUUACCAAAAAAAAACAUAAUUAGAUGUAUAUUUGUUACGUACCUUGUAUAAAAGUCGAUGCAUAUAGUAAUAUAUAAUAAUGUUUAAAAUUGGCCUGUUAUACUGUGUCUUCUAAACUGAACAAUUCACUGCUAAUGAAGGGUUAAACAAAUCUCACUUACUUUAAAUAAUGGAUUCAUUAUAACCAAUAUAGCUCAUGCAUUAAAAUAGAGACCAUUGCUGUAAUUGAUUUUCUCUUUGCAUUCCAUGUAGUCUAAAUAUCAGGAUAAAGUCUGGGCAGGUGACAGAAAAAAAAAUCUGUCUUUUACCCCAUGGAGAUUUGUCUGCUUUGAUUCUAGUGCCAAAAACAAAAUUAAAUCAUUAAAUACUUUCUAUGUGUGCAUUUCCCACAGAGUGUUUUUAUUCUUAGUAACUAAGGAAACCAAUCUUAAAAUCCUUUUGAAAUACGUCAACAAAAAAAGCAGCAAAGGGAUGUAUUUACUUAACAGUGAACGGUUUUACAACUGAAAACAGAAUCUCAAUAUUUGGGUGUUUAUUCACUAAACUAUGACCUGUAUUAAUUGAAAAACAAACUGCAAAUUAAAGGGACACUCCAAAACCCCUACCUUACUUCAGCUUUCUGACAUGCUGUAGGGGGUAACAUAGUGUUAUCUCGUUCUUACUCUAUAAAAAUGCAGAUUUCAAGGAAAUUCAGCAUGUUAAAGGGACACUCCAGACACCUAAAGCACUUUAACUUGUUGAAAAGUUUUAUGUGUGAAGAAUGUGUCCUAUUUUGUUCAUUUCGAUACUUUUAUAAAUUCCCCCAUCAGCACUGACCGCCUCCAGGAGCGGCUCUAAAGAGAGGGCGAACAGAAGGGGGGGCAGGUACCAUUUCGUAUGGGGAACAGGUCUGAGAGGACGCCGUUGAUUCGGAUUUGUGCCGUUGGAAUCGUGUAUAGUGCUGCUAUCCAGGAUCUGAUAUUGGGACCGAAGCCCAUGUGCUGUAGCGUGGCUGCGAGGUAGACCCAGUCCACUCAGUCAAAGGCUUUUUCCGCAUCUGUGGAGAGGAGGAAUAGUCCCCCUCCCCGCCUUCUGGCCGAGUGGAUGAUGUUCAGUGCCCGGAUAGUAUUGCCCCAAGCUUCUCUGCCUGGAACAAAACCCUCCUGGUCCGGGUGCACCAUUUCCGGUGCCAUGGCUUUCGCAAAUAGUUUUAGGUCAGCAUUUAAGAGGGAAAUAGGGCGGUAACAAGCACAGCAGGCUGGGUCUUUCCCCUCUUUUGGAAGGUUUCCUGCCCUCGAGGAUCGAAUUUAGGCCCAUUAGUAGGUGUGGCAGUAGUAUAUCUUUAAAGGUGCGAAGGUAGCUGGCGGGGAGGCCAUCCAGUCCCGGCGCUCUGUUGGAUUUGGUUAGCUUGAACGCCGCGUACAGUUCCUUGGGUGACAGGGGUUGUUCCAUGUCUGUGGCUUUCUCUGGGGUGAGUUUUCAGGAGACAUGUCUGGUGAGAUACUCCGCUAGUUUGUGUCGUGUUGGGUUGUGAGCGCUAGACGUAUCAGCCAAGUUGUAGAGGUCAGUGUAAUAGUUCCUAAACGCCCGCAUAAUCUCCGCUGGGAGUCACGUUUCUUUCCGGUCUUGGGUAUUGAUUUUGUGUAUGUGGUUUUGCCUCUGUCUCUGUUGCAGGAUUUGGGCCAACAUUCUACCUCAUUUGUUGGAGUACUCAUAAAAAUAGCGGUUGGACCUGCGGAUCACGAUGAGCAGUUUCUGGGAGAGUACGUCCCUGAGUUGUCUUCUUGCGUCAGUCAGUUGUAGGUAUAUGUUUUCCGUCAGUUCUUGUUUAUGUAAGGUUUCUAGGUCUGCUAUCCGCUUGGUUAGAUCCAGGACUUGUCUGGUGCUCUCCCGUUUGCGUUGUGUGCAUAGGCUGAUGUAGUGCCCUAUAACUACGCAUUUAUGCGCCUCUCAUGUAAUCAGCGGUGACACCUCGGGGAGGAAUUACCUUUUGAAGUAUUGGGUGAGCACUUGUGAGGUCAUAGUCAUGCAUUCCGCGUCGGAUAGAAUGGUUUCAUUAAGUCUCCAUUGGUGUUCCUUCGGCUUGAAGAGGGGCGAUUUAAGUUGUAUAGACACGAGGGCAUGGUUGGAGUCUCCGUGGAUCCCUAUAUCUGCAGACAUGAGCAGAGGGAGGUAUUCCUGCGCGACAAAGAUAUAGUCUAUCCUACUAUAUUGGUUGUGAGGAGCCGAAUAGAAGGUGUAAUCCCUCCCGUCAGGGUGUGCCGCUCUCCAGCAGUCAACCAGGCCAAGUCUAUUUAGGGCUUUUUUGGUCCUGCGCACACAGUGGUCUGGUAUGGUGCUAUACCCCUGAGAUGUGUCCGCCCGUGGGUCUAGGGGGAGGUUUAUGUCUCCUGCCAAUAUCAGGAGGCCCUCUCUAAAUUUCUCCAGGUGGGAUAGCGUCCGAACCAAGAAUGUGUGUUGGCCGCGGUUGGGGCAAUAUACAUUGGCCAGGGUGUAGUGGUGGUCCGCUAUGGUUCCCUUCACGAAAAGUGAAUUGCACAUUCCCCGCGAAGAGGAUGGCCACUCCCAGACGUUUGGAAUCUCGGUGGUUUGCAAAGAAUCCCUGGGGGAAUCUUCCAUCUCGCAUCACGGGGGCACCCUCUUCCUUGAACCGGUAGGAAUCCCCGUGACAUUGCUACAGAGUGCGUGUAUGUAGUGGCAAGGGAGGGGUAAGGAGGAGGGAGCGAAUGAGAAGAGUAUUGGGGGGGAGUGCUAGAGACAGUAAGAAAGGUUAACAGGGGCGAACGGGGGGAAGUAUGGGGGGGGGUGGUAGUGAUGGAAAUCAGUUUUAUCCAGAUUGCAAUUCGCCCAUAUUUAGGCUGCUUGGGUGAAUUAUUUGUCUCUGAAGCGCCAUACUGACAUAUAACUGAGCAAAUAAAUAGCGCGAUAGAACAGUGUGUUUCUUUGCUUUGGGAUUCGGAGUUCCAACCUUGGCACCAAAAAAGAUAUGAUUGAUGAGAAAAAGGUCAUUAAUGGUAGGGCACAUACUGUGGCUGCACGGAGGCCUGCACGCUCAGGGGGCCUAUUGGGUGGCUCAUACACUUAGAGCCACCCGAUGGCAAAAGUGUUUUCAGGGGCCCGGUCAGAGCUGCUGCCCUUUAAUAGCGCUAUUGGGCCCCUGUGAUAUUGGCAGACUGGGAGGAAGUGACAGCUGGCCACUUCCUCCUAGAUAUAAUAGAGCUGUGCGGGAAGAUUGCAGUGAACAGGGGGUGGAGCCUCAGCCAGCUGACUGCAUCCCAGGGAUACCAUCCUCCUGUACCCAAAAGGUAGGCUUAAAAUCUGUCAGUGUGCAUCUAUAUGCGUGUCAGUGUAUCUGCAUGUAUGUACCUAUGUAUCUGUUUGUGUAUCAGUGUGUGUAUCUGUUUGUGUGUCAGUCUUUGUAUCUGUGUGUCUGUGUAUCACCAUGUAUGUCUGAGUGUGUACAUGUGUAUAUGUGUAUCAGUGUGUGUAUGGCAGUGUAUAUGCAUACAUCUCAACAUUCAAACUCCAACAUACAGACACACUCUUACAUUCAAAGUCAUACACUACACACAUGUUGAUUUUAUUAACAAAUCAAGUGAGAAGUAGUAAAAUAAAUCAAUCUAUUUAUAUUUUACAUAUUUAAUACAUAGAUAUAUAAUAUAUAAAUAUAGAUUUGAUAUUAUUGCUGCUCUUCUUUUUCCUUUCUAUUUACUUUUUCCUCGCUUGACCUGUAAACCAAAUGCCGGGAAAAUGCGAAAUUUAUACAUACUAUUUAAGAAGCAUUUUUUUUGCAACUUUGGUAUUUUAUAGUCUUAUAUGGUAUUAUAUUGUUAUAUUGUUUUACAGUUGUAUAAGACAGGUGCCCACUAUCACAUCCCACAGUUUAGUGAAUUAAUCCCAGUGAUUCUCAGGCUUUACAGCUUAGCUAAAAUGUGCAGUACUUGUGGCUCUGCACCUUUAAAUAAGUCAAGCCGAAGCCAAAAGCUCUGAGAAUCAUUUCCUGCUACUGGUAUUGCUGCGUGGCAGACAAACCAAAAAUAGACUAGCAGAGAAAAAAAAAAGGAAAUUUGCAGAUAAUAUCUAAAUAUAUAAAAUGAGAAAACAUUCUACUCUAGAAUGCUAUCGUAGCAACCAGAAUUCAUGCAACCACAGGAUAACCUGAACUGAAGGGAAAUGAAGAAAUCUGGUAAGUAACUUUUUUUUAGCAAAUUGUUUAAUAAUGCUGUAAAAUUUAUUUGUAACCAUUUCCCUACCGGGAUUAUAGAGAGCUUCAUUUGCCGUGAACGGGCCUGCUUUGAAACAUAAUGCAAGUUUUCACGUGCAACAGCCUUUUUUCUAAUCCUAUACAGAACAUCCUCUUCAUCUUAAAACUAUAAAUAACAAAAUGUCAAACACUCAUCAGCAAUUUAAUGAAAGAAUGUUUUCAAACUCUGGCGCAUGUGAAAAUGAUGUAAGGUUGUUGUUUUUUUUUUUUUAACUUAACAAAAAGUGAAGAACAAUAUUUUUGUAUUAUUCAUAUUUAAAAAAAAUAAAAAAAAAUUCUCACAAAGAUCACACUUUUCAGCAACCUUCGGUAACGUUGCCAAAUGUGUGGGAUGCUGAAAAGGCUUUCUGCCAAGAGGACCGUUAGCUUCCAAUGUAAAAAGCCAAAGUGGUAUGUCAACAAAUGAAAAGAUCUCAAAAACCCUCUAUAGUCCUAACAUCCAGCUGCCUGCAGGGAACACAGAAUGCAGAAACUGAUAUGCAUAUGCAAGGUAUGGCUCUGUUAUAGCUAAGGUUCCAUAGAUUCCAAUAUGGUUUGUGUGAAGUUACGUCAGGAAUUUUUUUUUUUUUUAAGUUCCAAUGUAUUGAAGGAGUUUUUCAGUGCAUUACCGUAAAGGAAAUAUGCAACAUAUGGAGAAAGGCUGUUUGUCUUUGUUCUUGGAAGCCUGUAAAAUCCUUUUACUCUAUCUAAGGGCUUUGUCAUUAUUUCAAAUGGUGAUUUAUGGUCUUCAUGAGGGGUAGGCAGCCUUCAGUACUUGCCAUAAUGCUGGUAAAGCAUCAGGGUAGAUGUAGUACACAUCACCAGGAGUGCCGAAUCUGGACUAUUAAUGGUCUAGAUAGAUACAUAACAGCAGAGUUAUAAUGCUAGUGAUGGUAUACAGAGAUGCGAUUUCUGGAAGACAUUAAUGCAGGAAAGUCUAGCAGGGUUGUCCACUAAAUGCCGAAAUGUAGCAAAUUAAGAACUGGAUGGCAAACUUGAGGCAAAAGCAACAAAAAUGUCACUAUAGCUUUUAGAUUUCUCUGUAUAAACCAUUUUUUGUCCAUGUUUUGGCAUCUGCGAAUUUAAUUAGAUACAACGAGGAGUUCGGUGAAUAACCAUUUAAGCAAUAAAAUAAUUUAACCUGUAAUUAUAGACAAUUGUCAACUUUCUAAUUUUGCCCAAAAUAGCUGAAUUGGGAAAAAAUCUCUGACUUCCAACAUCCUGUCAGAAAAACAAAUAGUCAAAGGAUAGAAGGCUAUAUAUUAUGAUGUAUGGUAGGAUGGAUUGAUGGAGAAGAAAUCAAUUAACCCCUUAACGACGAGUGACGGACGAAGUCCGUCACUCAGGGGAUUGCCAUAACAACGAGUGACGGACCUUGUCCGUCAACCGUUAAAAUUAACCCCGGAACGCCGCAAUCGCGGUUAUCGCAGGGUUAAUGGUGCUCCGGUCUGCCUAUGUAUUAGAGGCAGAACCGGGAGCACCCGAUCAGGCUGCCCCAGCACAUGUGCUCGCUCUGACAGCAUGUGCUGCAUAUACUCACCUUCAGCCUCCCUGCACUUCCUGGUUCUGUUUGAAGUGCAGGGAGCCGGAACAGUGCUGAUCCUGCCCCCUGUUAAAAAAAUAAAUAAAGUUUAUUUAAAAUCCCACCCCCCUUUACUCAGUUUAAUUAAAAAUUAACCCCUUCCCUGCCAAUUGAUUACUGACUACAGUAAUCAAUUGGCAGGGAUUACAUUUUACUGUCAUCUGAUUUUUAUUUAUUUUUUUAACCCCUGAGGGUUAAUUUUUUUUUUUUUUUUAACCCUCAGAGGUUAAAUGUAUUUAUUUAAUUUAAUUUAAAUAUUUAAAAAUGUAUAUAUUUAGCUAGCUGGGGUGGGUGGAAGUUAGUGGGGAAUUGGGGGAUUUGGUGUUAGGCUAACUAGGGGUUAACGUUAAAAGUUUUAAAAUAAACUUUAAAAAGUUAAAAAUUAAGCUAAAAAAAGUUUUAAUAACGUUUAAGUAAAAAAAACAAAAAAAAACACCCCCUUUACCUAGUCCAAAUAAAAUUAACCCCUUCCCUGCCAGUCGAUCACUGCCUAUAGUGAUCAAAAUAUUAUACUGUGAUCUAUUUUUUUUUUUUUAACCCCUGAGGAUUAAUUUUUAUUUAUAUUUUUAACCCUCAGGGGUUCAAGUUAUUUAAUUAAUUUAAAUAUUUUAUAAUUAUAUAUUUUGCUAGCUGGGGUGGGUGGGAGUUAUGGGAAAAUGGGGAAUUUACUGUUAGUGCUGCUUACUGCUAGUUAGGGGUUAACAGUAAAAAAAAAAAAAAGCUUAGAAAAAUUUUAAAUCUGUAAAAAAAAUUUAGGAAAGUUUAAAAAAAUGAAUAAGCAAAACAAAAGUUUAAAAACUAGUUUUUAAAAGUAAAAAAGUUUCAAAAAGUAAAAAAAUACAUUUAAAAAUGCUCAUUACCACUACACCUGGAACAAACUAGAGAAAAAAUGAUCCCACGCUAAGGUUUUAAAAUAUGCCUUUUGAAUUACCCCAGGGUAUAUUCUUUAAUAAAUAGCAUGUGUUUGUGGGGAAGUUUCAAUAACCAACCGUCUAAACUACUCCAAAUUGGAACACGGACACAGUGUAAAACGUCAACAUUAGAAAAAACUGAAUGGCUGCGUCUCAAAUGCGCCCCUUCAACAUCCACAUACACCUGGCAAAGGUACAUACGUGGUAUUGCUGUACUCAGACAACAUAGCUGAGCAACAUAUGAAGUAUUAUACAGUCGUAGCACACAUAAGGUUUGCAAAAUAUACUGUGCAAACUCACUUUGUGUGUCAAAAAGGCAGAAAAAACACUUAUUACCACUACACCUGGUACAAGCUAGCAGAAAAAUAAUCCCACGCUAAGGUUCAAAAUAUGCCUUUUGAAAUACCCUGGGAUGUCUUCUUUAAGAAAUGGUAUGGCUUUAUGGGGUAUUUGGAUUAUAUAGCCUGGUAAAAUACUCUAAAAUGGGACAUGGGCACAGCAUAAAAAUGUAAAGUUUGAAAAAAACUGGAAUGGCUGUGUCCCAAAUGUGCCCCUCCGAUGUCCACAUAUACCUGGCAAAGGUACAUACGGGGGUAUUGCUGUACUCAGCCGACAUAGCUGAGCAACAUAUGAAGUAUUAUACACUGGUAGCACACAUAAGGUUUGCGAAAUAUACUGUGCAAACUCACUUUGUGUGUCAAAAAGGCAGAAAAAACACUUAUUACCACUACACUUGGUACAAGCUAGCGGAAAAAUGAUACAUGAGAAUUUCUUUGUUAUAAGUUUGUGUGCCAAAAACCAAAAGAAACGCAAUUUUACUCCAAUAUUUAGCAGAGGUUGGCGGUGAAAUGGCUACGUAGAAAGUGUCAAAACAACCAUAGGACAAUAGCCUGUGAUGUCUACUUUAUAUAAAUAUAUACUUUUGUGUGGCAAUUUUGUUUUCUUUUAUGGCUAUUAAGCUUACAAGACAAACAUGCCAAAUUCUAAAAUCGCUCCACAUUAAAAGUUUAUUUUACUCCUUGUGCUUUGUGACCUGUAAAUACCAAAAAAAACUUAAAAUCCCAGACACGUUAUAUAUUCUGUAAAUCAGAACAACUAAAUAAAUUUAUUUUUAAUUACUUUCCUUAACCUGCACUAAUUAUGCACACAUUAUUAUUGCAAAAACUGUAAAAAUAAAGGUUUUUUUGCAUUUUUCUGUAUUUAAGCUCUGUCCUUAAGGGGUUAAUGGAUAGUAGUUAGAUGGGCAAAUACACUGCGUAUUGAUAAUAUACAGGGUUAUUCACGUAAGUGUGCAUUGUCCCAAAUUCAAAGGAUAUUUAAGUUUCAGGCCAAAAUUGCAAAAAGUAUCCAAGACACUUUGUCCUAAUAUUUUUUAUCCACUUUGAACUCCCAACAAUUAACACUUCCCUGUGAACCCUAAUGAUAAACUAUUGAUUGUAUCUAGUAGCCAUGUGACUUAGACUAGUGAGUGCUAAACUUGCACUACAGAUGUCUGCAUCACAAACAUUCUCAUCAUUUCUCCGAAUACCAUUAAAAAUGUAGUGCACAUAUAUCUGCAUUGCAGGGUAAAUGCAAGGGCUGUUUGACCUUAUUGGCCCACUCUUUCUUAAUGUCCAGCAUGGUUCCACUAUAAUGAAUGAAUUAAUUACCUGCCACUGCAUAGAACCUUUUUUCUUUGUAUCACACACCACCGUGUUUGACUUAAUUAUGGAUGACAUCAGCCAUCAAUCAAGUUAUAAAUAAGUAAUUGUUUUAUAUUACUACCAGAGAUAUAGUACCUUAUCUUUAAACAACACUAGCGUGAAUACUGAACCUAUUUAAAAAAAAACAUAUUGGAGUGUAUUCAUUGUACAGAGAUACGGUAUGUGGUGACUUAAAACCGCAUUCAACCUAGAUUUGUUGGUUAGUAAAUAUUUCUGCUUUUAGAAGUGGUUAUGGUGCUAGGAAUCUAUUUGUGCAAUAUUACUGCUUGAAAAUACCACCCGUAUAUGUGCACUUUUGUUGUGGAAGCUAGUUGCACCCCCGGCACACAUGAAUUAGGCAGUCUUGAACUCUACCUAACAUCAAUUUCCAACCCUUGACUUCCUCCCCUUCACGGUUUAGAGAGCGCUUGCAGCCUGUGAGAAUGGUCCAAUCAAAUGCUUCUGUAUGAGAACUAUUUGAUUGGAGCUUGCGAGAAACUCUGUAAUGUCAGAGGGGGGCAUGGAAACUGGCGUGAUGCUGUAUUCCAGGUAAUUCACAACUUAUUUAAUAGAGUUUUACGUGGGAGGGCUAAUUACUAAUACCCAAAAGAGUAUUGUAAAUGUAAAGAAAUAUAUUCAAAAAAAUAAAAAAGGGUUGGAGUAACCCUUUAAUACCAACCACAGGUAGAUGUUUGUGGUUAAAAAAUACUGACAGUUUCCAUUGUCCAUACUUGCUUUUAACAUCUGCCCACUAUAUGUCUACCACCCCUGAUAUCAAUCACCAGCUGGCGGUUAUCAUUAACAUACAGCGCUAUAAGCAUGGUGGUGUUACCAUAGCAACUCUACUCUAUAAAAUUAUCAAUCAACUUUACACAUUGUCCAUCUAGGUGUAAAGGGGCAAAGCCAAGUUAACUACUACAAACUCUCCAUACCAUUUAAAAAAAAAUGUUUAUUCUAUUCACAGGAUAUGUUCACAGUGUCUUUGUGCAGUUGCUAUGACAACACUAACAGGGUUAUAUUGUCCUGGUAAGGUUGCUAUAGAAUGCUUAUAUGGGAUAAGUAAACAUAAUAUGUUUAAUUCUGGCAAAUAAAGGUUUCCCUUUAAGUCUACAAAGAGCUGCAAAGUCUGCUAAUCUUGCUGAGAAUUUGUUGUAGGAAUUUGCUUCCAUUUUCAACCCAACUGAAACCAGGGCCCGUGUGGCAGUCACUUAAAGAGUGCUUAGGAGUCAUCAAAACUACAUUACUGUGAUCAGAAAACAUUUGGGGGUUUCUUGUAAACUGCACAAAUUGUAGUUUUGAUUAUGUAUAUCUUUUUUGUUUCUUAGAUGAUGGCCUAACGCAGCCAGAAACAGGUGGAAAUGUAAUCGGAAGGUUGACAGAAACACUCUUUGGAUAUCAAUGACCUUCUACAGAUCAAGACCCUUUUUAUUGGGCUUCUUGGGGUUCUGCAUUCUUAAAGACCUUGUAAGCAGUCAAAACUACACAUUGAUAUUUGAAAGGGACAUCAACAAUAUCCGCAAUUGCAGCUGCUUUAGCGAUGUCCGAAACUGUGACUUCAAUCAGGCCAGUGUCAAAUGUGAUUGCAAGACGAUCACGUUUCAAAGAAACAGAACAAUGUCACGACUUGUCGAUACCGGUGCCCUCACUGUCUGGUUCCUGGAUACAUCUACUCUUGGACAACUGCUGAACUUUACAAUCAUACAUGACCUAAAACUUUCGCUGUGUGUAGACACUGCUCUUCCCACUCAAUACUUGGCCAUCAUGGGGCUGAUGCGUCUUCGGGUUCAGCCAUAUGGUGCGCCUGAGCAAAACCUGACAAUCUACAACAAUGGAGACAUCAAAUCCCAUGACCAAUCCAGCCAGUCUUCUAGAGAAAAGAGUUUCCUGUUUCACAUCUCUUACCUAGACACUUCCCUCUUCAAUGGAAAUUCAUUUUUGAAGUCAUAUAGUGUGGAGAAUGUUACAAGCAUUGCGGAGAACCUCCCAAAGUUACCUUAUGUCAGCUUAGGUUCCACCACAAGCAACAGAAGUUAUGUUGUAACAUUAAUUUACUGAUAUAUAAAUAACAUGGAGAAUAAUAAUGAUCCCUGUAUUUAAAAUGUGUAUUUUUAAAAUAAAGAAUUAGUGCCACUGAUCACAUAAGGAAAAUGUAACUGGGUUCAUGUUAGUCACUGGGCGUAAUUUAUUUAUGGCUAUUUAUUUUGAAUGUUAAGAAUGAAGGGAGCCUGCAAACUGGUAACUUGCCUCAGGUCCUGUGGGAAAGUAAUCCUUCUGUAUGUGACUGGGGGAUGGACAGACAGAGUGGGGUUGUUAGAAGGUGGAUAGACCGAAGAUGGGGUAAGUAGAUUGACAGAGAAGGGUGUGGACAAUCAGAGAAUAUUGGGACAGACAGAAAAUGCGGGGUUUAACAAACAAAAAAG
Molecule: messenger RNA, 18482 nt
Organism: Pelobates cultripes (western spadefoot toad)
Lineage: Eukaryota; Metazoa; Chordata; Amphibia; Anura; Pelobatidae
Source: the annotation of a GenBank genome assembly